AUGCCCCACACCAGGCUGCUGCUCCUCCUCCUCCCCCUCCUCUGUGCCACCGAGUCCGGCCAGGCUCUCCACCUCUACAACGCUGCCUCCAUCUUCAGUUGCCUCAAUGCGGCCCUCGCGGAAGCCCAGAAGAGCCACUUGGAAGAAAACACCAUCCUGGACAAGCGUGGCUUCGACUCCCCAUCACCGGAGGAGGCACCUGAAGAAGAGGAUGUGGUGGAUGAAGAGAUGGGGAAAAGGACAUUCCCGGGGGAAGGCCAUUACAAAUAUGUCUCCCAGGCACAGGUGAAAGGGAAGACGUACCAAAACCGGGCCAAGAGCGACCGCCGCACCAAGGCCACCCCCCUCGACGUCCCCACCAACAUCAUGAACAUCCUCUUCAACAUCGCCAAAGCCAAGAACUUGCGGGCAAAGGCUGCCGCCAACGCGCACCUCAUGGCCCAAAUCGGGCGGCGGAAGUGA
Molecule: messenger RNA, 462 nt
Organism: Apaloderma vittatum (bar-tailed trogon)
Lineage: Eukaryota; Metazoa; Chordata; Aves; Trogoniformes; Trogonidae
Gene: UCN3
Product: urocortin 3
Biological process (GO): digestion; adenylate cyclase-activating G protein-coupled receptor signaling pathway; cellular response to nutrient levels
Cellular component (GO): extracellular region
Molecular function (GO): hormone activity; corticotropin-releasing hormone receptor 2 binding
Source: RefSeq, a predicted model, not a curated record